AUGACCCUCACACGCAAACCGCUCCCCUACCUGGCGCGCCCUCACCUGGCGCGCCCUCACCUGGCGCGCCCCUUUCUCCCCCACCUGGCGCGCCCCUUUCUCCCCCACCUGGCGCGCCCCUUUCUCCCCCACCUGGCGCGCCCCUUUCUCCCCCACCUGGCGCGCCCCUUUCUCCCCCACCUGGCGCGCCCCUUUCUCCCCCACCUGGCGCUCCCUUUUCUCCCCCUCUUGGCGCUCCCUUUUCCACCUCCUCUGCUCCCACCGUUUCUCCCCCCCCUGGCGCCCUCCAUUCGCCCCGUCCUCCCCCCUCUCCAACCCAUGGGGCUAGAUUCCAUGUUGCUCGAGCCUCGCCACGUGGCAGAAGAAGAUUGGCCUUGGAUGUACCGGCUUGUGAAAGCCCAGAGAGUGAUGGCACACCUAGGCCGCCCAUGGCAGGUACACCUAAGGGAGGUGCACCCAAGUGACUCGUUUAGAGUAAGAGAUGGUACAGGACAGCAGCAGAAGGCUGAUCAUGUUACAUUGGGGGAGAGCACCAGCAUUAGCCCCACUGUGCUCCUUGCUCAUGAGUGUGGGAUUCGUGGUGGUGCUGCUGUUGGUGCUCGUGCUGGUGCUUCUGCUGUUGGCGCUUGUGCUGGUGCUUCUGCUGUUGGCGCUCGUGCUGGUGCUUCUGCUGUUGGCGCUCGUGCUGGUGCUUCUGCUGUUGGUGCUCGUGCUGGUGCUUCUGCUGUUGGUGCUCGUGCUGGUGCUUCUGCUGUUGGUGCUCGUGCUGGUGCUUCUGCUGUUGGUGCUCGUGCUGGUGCUUCUGCUGUUGGUGCUCGUGCUGGUGUUGCUGCGGCCACAACUCCGAGGGGUCAUAGGCGAGCCAAAUCAGCAGUGGCUUUUGGGAUGGUGGUAUUCUCCCCUGCCAACCGCCCUGCUGGGUCCGUUGUUGUGUCUAAGGCUUGCGGCGCUCUCACUCCCGGCCGUUCCCAAGGGAAGUCUGGCAGGACCUCAUUCCGGGCAGCUGAGAAAAGUUUUCUGCCGGAAUUUGAGACGACGGUGCUGGAUCUGAAGCUGGAUUUGAAGGCAGCAGGGGCUGCUGCUGCUGCUGGUGGUGCUGCUGCUGCUGGUGGUGGUGCUGCUGCUGCUCCUGCUCCUGCUGCUGGCGCUGGCUUUAAAGCCAGCUUCUUAUCAAGCAUGCUGUCUCCGAGGGGAAUCAUAGGCUCCUGGCGGCUCCCUAAAGUGGGGCUUUUAGGCGGGGAGAUUUGCUCGCUGCAGGAGCGGUACUUAGUUGAGCAGGAGAUUGGGAGCGGGUCGUAUGGGAUGAUCCGGGCUGUGAGGGAGAAAGAGACGGGCAAGACGUGGGCGUGCAAGAGCAUUGGGAAGGAUCAGAUUCAGAGCAAGGGAGAAGUGGCGGCAAUGAGGAGGGAAGUGAUGGUGAUGCGGCUACUCUCGGGGCAUCGGCAUGUGGUGCAGAUGAAAGAGACUGUGGAAGAUGACACGCACGUGCAUAUAAUCAUGGAGCUCUGCAAGGGAGGGGACCUCUUUGACCGCAUCAAGCAGCGCAGCCGCUAUGAGGAGAAACCUGCAGCUGCCGUGCUGCAGCAGCUGGCGCUGGUGCUGCGGGCGUGCCACUCCCUGGGGGUCAUGCACCGCGAUGUGAAGCCCGAGAACCUGCUGCUCUGCUCCCCCACUGAUGACGUUGCUGUUAAAGUUACCGACUUUGGGAUUGCUGCGCCGAUCAAAUCAGGCAUCAAGCUAACGGAGUUCAUAGGGUCCCACACGUACGUGGCACCAGAAGUGAUCAACAAAAGCUACAGUGCCGAGGCCGACGUCUGGUCGGCCGGAGUCGUCUUAUACGUCCUUCUGGCCGGCGUGCCACCCUUCUGGGCCUCCACAGAAUCCGGAGCGCUGGAUGCAAUCGUAUCCAAGCCCCUCAACUUCUCCUUCCCUCCAUGGCCGUCCAUUUCAAAGGAGGCCAAGGAUCUCAUAAAAGAGAUGCUUAAGAAAGAACCGGCGGAACGAAUCACACUGGAAGCUGUGCUUGAGCAUCCAUGGAUCAAGGCGCACACUACACAAAUGUAG
Molecule: messenger RNA, 2064 nt
Organism: Closterium sp. NIES-65
Lineage: Eukaryota; Viridiplantae; Streptophyta; Zygnematophyceae; Desmidiales; Closteriaceae
Source: the annotation of a GenBank genome assembly